AUGCAGCGAGCUUUAGAACGAGCUUUGGAUCGUGCAGAGUAUAUCAUUGAAUGUGCCCAGCAGAGGCCUCCUCAAAGGAAGUGCUCGUCUAGUGGGGAAAAAUCUCUGUACGAAAAACUUUAUGACAUUUAUGUCGAGGAGUGUAAUAAAGAGCCUGAGGUUACGGAGGGAUUAAGAAGCAAUGUAAACUUGUUAGAGAAGCUCCUUGAGAGGGAGUCAUUGCCGUGUUUGGUGGUCAACCUCUACCCGGGAAAUGAGGGAUAUUCUCUGAUGCUCAAGGGAAAAGACGGAUGGUUUUCCGAGACCAUUCGACUGCCUUGUGAAGAACGGCAGUUGCUUGAAUACUUGGAUGCAGAAGAAUUACCUCCUGUUUUGGUCAAACUCCUGGAAGAAUCUCCAGUGAACUUGUUUCAGUGUGGGUGUGUCAUAGCAGAAGUACGUGACUACAGGCAGUCCGGUAACAUGGAACCUCCAGGUUACCAAAGUAGGCAUAUUCUCUUACGUCCAACGAUGCAGACUUUAGCCUGUGAUGUACAGUCAAUGACAAGUGAUGACCGUGAAUGGACCCAGGAUGACAGACUUAGGCUUGAGAGCCAGCUGAUCUUAGCUACAGCGGAACCACUGUGUCUUGACCCUUCUAUAGCAGUAACCUGCACUGCCAACAGACUGCUGUAUAACAAGCAGAAGAGGAAUGCUGGCCCAAUGAAACAGUGCUUCAAGAGCUUUUCUCAGUCCUCUCAGAGUCGGCAGCAGGAGCUGUCUCAUUGUCCAUCUCGUCCUGAGUUAAGAGUGUUGACUUCUUGCAAAAAUGGAAAAGAAGGGAAGGCAGAUCAGCAUUAUGACCUGAGAUUUUCUGAAGCGGGAAGUGGUGUAGACAUGUGGAAACAGAGACCCUGUGAUUUGGCCGUACCUUCUGAAGUGGGUGCGGAGAAAUAUGCUAAAGGAGAACAGUCCGUCAGAUCUGAUGAUUCACAACCAACCAUCUGGCCAGCUGAAGAGGAAAACGAUGAUUAUGUGUUUGAAUGUGAGGCUGGCGGUCAGUCCCAGAAAGCAAAGGGGGACAUCAUGCAGUCAUUUAAUGAUCCUCUUUUCUGUGGUAAAAUUGGGCCAUGUAAAAAAGCCAGAUGUGAGCGCCAGCUGUUUCUCCCCCACUUCUCCCCAGAGGAAGAACCAUUCACAUGGGACUAUUCACAUGGUUUCAUGCCUGGGUCACAGGCUGAUGCUGGGAGGGCAGUCAUUCAGCACCAGGAAUCGGUCCAGAGCAGAGACAAAUGUCCAGGCAGGAUGUCACAGAGCUCCAGGGGCUCAGCCAGUCCCAGUCAGCUUUCUUCAGGAAAAAUACCAGAACAGCCUAAGACCGUGUCGGUCCAGUCUUCCAUAUCGGGGGAGGGAGUAAAACAUCUACCUGCCCCCAUCCAACUUCCAUCAAGCUCAAGAAAUCAUUCAUCGGACAGCAGUUUCCCUCCACGACAGGCAAGCAGCUCUCUUAAGUGUCCAUUCUCUGCUCCUGCUCCUAAGCCACCGAGUCUGUCUCAGAAGUCGCCUGUGAAUCUCAAUCGAUUUAAGACACUUCUUCCAGCUGCCACGAUCCCAGCCAGCUCCUCACAAAGAACCCCAGCCACCCAGGUCUCAGCAAACCCCACUUGCCUGAAGGUCAUCAAUGUGAUGGGCCCAGUCUGUGCAGCCCAUUCUUUGGCGAGGGGCUCACACCCGGUGCUGGCCAGUGCCACUGGUGCCCCUCCUGCAGGAAUCCAUCCCUGCACCCCUCUGGCCUCGGGAAAUCAGCUCCCAAGUGCACUGCCCAGGGCAGUGCAGGCACCUUCUCAAGUGGGUAUGCAGCUUAUUUUAGACAAUGCUUUGGGUCUCAGGCCCUUAACUCUACUCCAGCUUCCACAUGCUUCCCUCAUUUUGAACAUCCAGCAGCAGCCGGCACCGCCACCGCAGCAGCAGCAGCAGCAGCAGCAGCAGCAGCAGCACCAGUCGAUUCCACAACAACAGCUUCAGCAUCCCACAGCAUAUCCUCCACAGCCAGUGGCAGUUGGUGGUGCACAAGGGGCCAGCAGCCAGGAACAGGCCUUACCCAUUCAGCAAGCUGUUUUCAUGAACCAUGGAGUCGGAGGUUUCCUGCAGCCCCAGACAACCAUAUUGCAUCAGCUUGGCUCUGCCCAGAGACCACCUGGGCAAAGCCUUCCUCAGCAGACAUUCCAGGUUGCCUUUGCCUUGCCACAGCAGCAGCAGGUACAGGUACAACAGGUUAGAUUUGUGGAGAAUCCUGUGGCUGUGGCAACAGUAGCAACCCAAAGAGCUCAGCCACAGCCACAGAGCGGGCAUAUAGCAUGGCAACUAAUAGGUAGUGGGCAUGCAGCAAGCCAAUCAAUGGGUCGUAGGUAUAGAGCAAUCUGGCCAAAGGGAAAUGGCCACACAACAAGCCAGUCAAAGGGUGGUAGCCACACAACAAGCCAGUCAAAGGGUAAUGGCCAUACAGCAAGCCAGUCAAAGGGUAGUGACCUUACAGCAAGCAAGCCAAAGCAUAGUGACCAUACAACAAGCCAGUCAAAGGGUAGUGGCCAUAAAGCAAUCCAGCCAGAAGGUAGUGGGCAUGGAGGAAGCCAGUCAAAGGGUAGUGACCAUACAGAAAGCCAGUCAAAGAGUAAUAGGUAUAGAGCAAUCUGGCCAAAGGGAAAUGGCCACACAACAAGCCAGUCAGAGGGUGGUGGCCAUACGAUAAACCAGUCAAAGGGUAGUGGCCAUACAGCAACCCAGGCAGAAGGUAGUGGGCAUGCAGCAAGCCAGUCAAAGGGUAGUAGGUACAGAGCAAUCCGGCCAAAGGGAAAUGGCCACACAACAAGCCAGUCAAAGGGUGGUGACCAUACAGCAAGCCAGCCAGAAGGUAGUGGGCAUGCAGCAAGCCAGUCAAAGGGUAGUGACCAUACAGCAAGCCAGUCAAAGGGUAGAAGGUACAGAGCAAUCCGGCCAAAGGGAAAUGGCCACACAACAAGCCAGUCAAAGGGUGGUGACCAUACAGCAAGCCAGCCAGAAGGUAGUGGGCAUGCAGCAAGCCAGUCAAAGGGUAGUGACCAUACAGCAAGCCAGUCAAAGGGUAGUAGGUACAGAGCAAUCCGGCCAAAGAAAAAUGGCCAUACAACAAGCCAGUCAAAGGAUGGUGGCCAUACAAUAAACCAGUCAAAGGGUAGUGGCCAUACAGCAAACCAGGCAGAAGGUAGUGGGCAUGCAGCAAGCCAGUCAAAGGGUAGUGACUGGACAGCCAGCUAG
Molecule: messenger RNA, 3273 nt
Organism: Cynocephalus volans (Philippine flying lemur)
Lineage: Eukaryota; Metazoa; Chordata; Mammalia; Dermoptera; Cynocephalidae
Product: transcription factor SPT20 homolog
Biological process (GO): regulation of transcription by RNA polymerase II
Cellular component (GO): SAGA complex
Molecular function (GO): transcription coregulator activity
Source: RefSeq, a predicted model, not a curated record